This is a messenger RNA of Penicillium riverlandense, 933 nucleotides long. RefSeq lists its product as uncharacterized. The transcript is spliced from 4 exons. NCBI's taxonomy places the organism in Eukaryota, Fungi, Ascomycota, Eurotiomycetes, Eurotiales, Aspergillaceae. The record is from RefSeq and is a predicted model, not a curated record. The coding region runs from base 1 to 933 and encodes 310 amino acids.
AUGGCACCUCAGGACAUGUUCAAACGCUCUCGUUUUGAUUUAUUCAGAGGCCGGAAAUUCCAGCCAGUAGAUCAAUACUGGACUCCAGAAGAAUAUGAGUAUGUGGAACAUGACCUCGAUAGACGCCUUCAAUAUGGCUCGUUCAAGUACGACCGUGAGCUAUUCAUUUCUAUCAUCUGCAACGAGUAUGCUCUCCGAGUGUCAGGCCAACGAAUAGAAAUGCUACAGAAAAAGAUGAAAGCAUUAAAAAAGGUGUCCAGCAUCGAAGUCCACCAGAUUCAGUUCGCUCAACUGAAUACGGAGUUAGAGGAGGUUCAAAAGAAAUAUAGACUUCAGGAGCAUCGGCUUUAUAUUGCCGAGUCAAUGAUCCCCGAGCGUCCAUUGAAACAGAACUAUGAUUCCUUGAGGCGGAAUCCAGAUUGCAUCAACAUCAACACCAACGUCACCUGCGUCAGAACCACCCGCACCAUUCCCACCAUCACCGCCACCGCCGCUAUGGCCGCCGCCGACAUGCCCCUCGGGUUCUGGAUUCUGAUGUCGGUGAUUGCCGGCAUCAUCUUUGUCACCCUGGCUUGCCUUUUCCUGAAGCUCUGCCUCCGUCCCGCCUACUACGCCGCCGCCGCCGGCAUCUCCCCUCAGACGGCGCUUACGCACGAGUGGCUGCGGAAGAAGCAGAAAGGCCAAGCGGGCCGCCUCUCAGUUCUCCUUGAAGCCGAAGACCCCGAGAAGAACAGGGAAAAUUUCUAUCUCUUUCCCAGCACUGACGUCCGGCUAGUGCCGCUCCCUCCUGGAUGGAGUGUCCCCAAUCCUCCCCCAGCCUGGAUUCGUCCUCCGGCCGCCGCUGCAGAGGGCCGACGAGAGGCUCUCAAAGCGUUAGCUGGGCUUUGCGGCGCCCUCGUUAAGAAAACGGUCAUGGGCGAUGACCCUAAGUGA